Messenger RNA from Cynocephalus volans (Philippine flying lemur), 2699 nucleotides. RefSeq names its product CD93 molecule (gene CD93). The record is from RefSeq and is a predicted model, not a curated record. NCBI's taxonomy places the organism in Eukaryota, Metazoa, Chordata, Mammalia, Dermoptera, Cynocephalidae. Gene Ontology annotation, biological process: cell migration. Gene Ontology annotation, molecular function: extracellular matrix protein binding; extracellular matrix binding; calcium ion binding. The transcript is spliced from 2 exons. Bases 134 to 2179 code for a protein of 681 amino acids. Gene Ontology annotation, cellular component: extracellular matrix; external side of plasma membrane.
GCCUGCAGCCUCUGUGUCCUUCUCUGGGCCACAGCGGCUGCAGCUCAGCCCUCAGCUCCCCUCGGAGCACAGCUGGGAGCUGAGAUAAAUGCUCCAGCUGCUGCUGUCGGAGCACAGCUGGGAGCUGAGAUAAAUGCUCCAGCUGCUGCUGUCGCUGCUGGGCCUCUUGCUACCUGCUGAGGGGGACACAAUGCCCAGAAUGUCCACCUCCAUGGGUCUGCUGCUGCUGCUGCUCCUGAGCCAGCCUUGGGCGGGGACCGGAGCUGACCUGGAGGCCGUGGUCUGCGCGGGGACUGCCUGCUACACAGCCCACUGGGGCAAGCUGAGUGCGGCCGAGGCCCAGCAUCACUGCAGCACCAAUGGUGGCAACCUGGCCACGGUGAAGAGCGAGGAGGAGGCCCGACACGUCCAGCGCACCCUGGCCCAGCUCCUGAGCCCCGAGGCACUCCCGGCGGCCCGGAUGGGCAAGUUCUGGAUCGGGCUCCAGCGAGAGAAGGGCAAGUGCUUGGACCCCAGCCUGCCACUGAAGAACUUCAGCUGGGUGGGAGGCGGGGAGGACUCGUCUUAUGCCAACUGGCACAAGCAGGUGAGGAGCUCCUGCAUCUCCAAGCGCUGCGUGUCUCUGCUGCUAGAUCUCUCCUUGCCGCUCCUCCCCAGCCACCUCCCCAAGUGGUCCGAGGGCCCCUGUGGGAGCCCCAGCUCUCCCAGAAGCAACAUUGAGGGCUUCGUGUGCAAAUUCAGCUUCAAGGGCAUGUGUCGGCCCUUGGCCCUGGGGGGCCCCGGCCAGGUGACCUACACCACCCCCUUCCAGGCCACCAGCUCUUCCCUGGAGGCUGUGCCCUUUGCCUCUGUGGCCAACGUGGCCUGUGGGGACGGGGAUGGGGACGAGAGUAAGAGCCAGUAUCUCCUGUGCAAGGAGAAGAGCCCCGAUGUGUUCGACUGGGGCAGCUCGGGCCCGCUCUGUGUCAGCCCCAAGUACGGCUGCAACUUCAACAAUGGGGGCUGCCAGCAAGACUGCUUUGAUGGCGGGGUGGGUACCUUCCGCUGCGGCUGCCGGCCGGGGUUCCAGCUGCUGGAUGACCUGGUGACUUGUGUCUCCCGGAACCCCUGCAGCUCCAGCCCCUGUGGAGGGGAGGCCACAUGCAUCCCUGGACCUGACGGGGAGAGUUACACAUGCCGCUGCCCCAAAGGCUACCAGCUGGACUCCAGCCAGCUGGACUGCGUGGACGUGGACGAGUGCCAAGAUUCCCCCUGUUCCCAGGAGUGUAUCAACACCCCCGGGGGCUUCCACUGCAAAUGCUGGGUGGGCUAUGAGCCUGGCAGCCCUGGAGACGGGGUCUGUCAGGAUGUGGACGAAUGUGCCCCUGGCCACUCGCCCUGUGCCCAGGGCUGCAACAACACUGAUGGCUCAUUCCACUGCUCCUGCAAGGAGGGCUACGUCCUGGCCGGGGAGGACAGCACCCAGUGCCAGGACGUGGACGAGUGUGCAGGCCUGGUGCACGGCCUCUGUGACAGCUUGUGCUUCAACACGCCUGGGUCCUUCCACUGUGGCUGCCUGCCAGGCUGGGAGCUGGCCCCCAACGGGGUCUCCUGCACCAUGAGUGCCAUGUCCCCAGAACCACAGGCUGGGCCUCCCCAGGAGGAGGAUGAAGGAGGGAACAAGGAGAGUACCAUGCCUCCCGCUGCAACGUCCAGUCCCACCAGGGUCCCUGAGGGGACCUCCGAGGCAGCGCUCACAGCAAAGAGAACUUCCCUCCCAUCUUACACCCCCAUCGCCUCUGCCCCACCUGAGAUGCUGGGCUCUACGGGGCCCCCUGGCGUCUGGACGGAGCCCAGCACCCAGCACCCCACGACCGUCACUAGCCACGGGGAGUCUGCUGGUAGGGGUUCCGUGGCCACCCAAAGCGAUGACGGCACCGACGAGCAAAAGCUGCUCUUGUUCUACAUCCUGGGCACCGUGGUGGCCAUCUUACUCCUGCUGGCUCUGGCGCUGGGGCUGCUGGUCUUCCGCAAGCAGAGAGCGAAGAGGGUGGAGAUGAAGGAGAAGAAGCCCCAGAGUGCGACAGACAGUUACUCGUGGGUUCCAGAGCCAGGGGACAGCAGGGCCGCGGACAAUCAGUACAGAUUCCUGGGAUGCAUACUCCCCGAAGAGCUCGUUAGAAAAUGGAUCAUUCUGUGAUCUGCUCCUGGAGACAGUGCCCAUCUGUUUCAGGUAGAAACUCUGGAAUUCCUUUCUUGCAUUGUUAGUCUUGCCUGCAAGGUGAAGGUGGCAAGUGGUUCCUUUCAACAGAUUUUUAUCUGCUGCCCCCCUGCCCCCCCCACCGAAGUUCUUUGUGCAUAUUUGGCUUAAGCUUGAAUUACAUUGUGUGCAAGGCCUUGUCAAAUGUGAUUGUAAAUGUCAACAAUUGCUUCAUGAACACUAAAUGAGAAUGUAAGUAUUUUUAAAUAUGUGUAUUUGAAAUAUGUUUGACUAAUUCUGGAAUUAUAGGAUUUCUGUGCAGAAUUUAUUUUUAUCCUGUGCAUAAAAAUUUCCCAGGGUGUGGGGAGGGGAAGCUCUGAUACUGAGCUGCUCCUUGGAGUUCCUACAAAACGGCUUCUUGAGUGGCAUCACCGGUCAGCCUUUAAGUAGCAGCUUUGUUGCCCUUUGAGCUUUCUGUUAUGCACGUAUCCUAAUAAACUCCAAAAUACAUUUGUUGUGA